Molecule: messenger RNA, 3039 nt
Organism: Aethalodelphis obliquidens (Pacific white-sided dolphin)
Lineage: Eukaryota; Metazoa; Chordata; Mammalia; Artiodactyla; Delphinidae
Gene: PDCD10
Product: programmed cell death 10
Exons: 8
Coding region: 258-896 (212 amino acids)
Biological process (GO): regulation of Golgi organization; positive regulation of MAP kinase activity
Cellular component (GO): FAR/SIP/STRIPAK complex
Molecular function (GO): protein kinase binding
Source: RefSeq, a predicted model, not a curated record
GGCCCCUGCGCGACUCCGGCAGGGCAGGAUUCCGGACAACGCCUGGUUCCUCUCGGGUCCUUCCGGCGUCGCCGGAGUGAAUUGAUCUGGGAGUUGAAGAGGGCUCCAAAGGUGGCAAGUGAAGUCACUGCCUCAGUUGCCGGUCAGCAUAUGUUUUGUGCCCUGUUCUUUUGUCACAAAAAAGAGAAGAAAGGCUGCAGUGAAUGAAGAUUCCUCUGCAUUUUAGCACUGCUUUUUCUACUGUAGUUGGCUUUUGAAUGAGGAUGACAAUGGAAGAGAUGAAGAAUGAAGCUGAGACCACUUCCAUGGUUUCUAUGCCCCUCUAUGCAGUCAUGUAUCCUGUGUUUAAUGAGCUAGAACGAGUAAAUCUGUCUGCAGCUCAGACACUGAGAGCGGCUUUCAUUAAGGCUGAAAAAGAAAAUCCAGGACUCACACAAGACAUCAUUAUGAAAAUUUUAGAGAAAAAAAGUGUAGAAGUCAACUUCACAGAGUCUCUUCUUCGAAUGGCAGCUGAUGAUGUAGAAGAGUAUAUGAUUGAACGACCGGAGCCAGAAUUCCAGGACCUAAACGAAAAGGCACGAGCACUUAAACAAAUUCUCAGUAAGAUCCCAGAUGAGAUCAAUGACAGAGUGAGGUUUCUGCAGACAAUCAAGGAUAUAGCUAGCGCAAUAAAAGAACUUCUUGAUACAGUGAACAGUGUCUUCAAGAAAUAUCAAUACCAGAACCGCAGGGCACUUGAACACCAAAAGAAAGAAUUUGUAAAGUACUCCAAAAGUUUCAGUGAUACUCUGAAAACCUAUUUUAAAGAUGGCAAGGCAAUAAAUGUGUUCAUAAGUGCCAACCGACUAAUUCAUCAAACCAACUUGAUACUUCAGACCUUCAAAACUGUGGCCUGAAAGUUGUAUAUGUUAAGAGAUGUACUUCUCAGUGGCAGUAUUGGACUGCCUUUAUCUGUAAAUUUAAAAGUUUGACUGUAUAAAUUAUCAGUCCCUCCUGAAGGGAUCUAAUAAUCCAGGAUGUUGAAUGGGAUUAUUGCCAUCUUACACCAUAUUUUUGUAAAAUGUAGCUUAAUCAUAAUCUCACACUGAAGAUUUUGCAUCACUUUUGCUAUUAUCAUUCUUUUAAGAAUUAUAAGCCAAAAGAAUUUACGCCUUAAUGUGUCAUUAUAUAACAUUCCUUAAAAGAAUUGUAAAUAUUGGUGUUUGUUUCUGACAUUUUAACUUGAAAGCGAUAUGCUGCAAGAUAAUGUAUUUAACAAUAUUUGGUGGCAAAUAUUCAAUAAAUAGUUUACAUCUGUUAAACAUUUCUUUACUUGAAAAAAUGCAUAUAUAUAUGUGAAUAUAUAUAUGAUCAGAAGACCAAGACGACUUGGUGUAAUGUGUAAAGAACUUCUAACGGGAGCUUAUUAGCAGUUUAUCAGAUAAUAAAGCAACAAGAAUUCCUAUUUUUUUUGUCCUUAAUCACUCUAGGCAAAAAGUAGUUAAUGGAGAUAUUUUUGUUAGUUAUUAUAUUUGAGGUACUGAGUAUUUUUCCAGCCUUUGUUUUAAGAGACUUAUGAGAAGGAGAUAGCAGUUUAUAGUGUCUUCACACUGUACUGCCACUUUUGAACUCUACAAUGUAAGAUUGAGUAUUUCUGGUUUGCUGGGCCCUAAUAAGCUUUGCGCCUUUUUUCCAUAAAUAGCCACAACUAAGUUGACACUAUACCAAUGCUAGUUGGUUUGAAAUUGUCAUGAGUGUUAAUAAUAUUAUAUACACUCUUGAAAUAUGGACAGUUUUGUUUUACCAUAGAGAAGUUUUAAGGAAAUCAUGUAUCAAGUAUUCAGGUUAAGUGAUUUCAUUUUUCAAUUAUAAAAUAAAGGAAAAAAUCAGAAUUUAUCUUUUAUAAAGAUUUUAAAUGUUAAACUAAAUUUCUGUUGGCAAUAUAAAUUUUUUUGCUAUGAUGCAAUUUAGUUAUUUUUAAAAAUUCUUUCUCCCAUUUUAAAAAACAGACUUUUAAAGAAUUACUCUCAUUAGCAACAUAAAACGAAAUCGUCCUGUUAGAUGUAAACAGGAAAUAUGUGGAGGGAAGCAAAAAAAACAAUAGACAAUUGGAUGAAAUCUCAUAAUUUAUGGACAUUUUACUGAAUUGAUUUUUUUUUUUUUUCUUCAGAGAUACAUAGCUAGUAAAACACAAAGAAUUAGCGAUUUUAAUACUGUUUGGUUUUGGCAUAAGCUAUUUUUCACUCUUGGAAGUAGAAGGAUUGGUAUUUGCAAAAUAGACCUGUGAAUAUAUGAAGAAAAAAAUAUACUGGUUUUCUUUUUUUUGAGCAGCAGACCUUUCUAAGAUAAACAAGUACUGUCUUUCUUCCUCUUGUCUUUACCUCCUUAAGAGACCUCAUCAGUUACCAGCCAUGCCCCAACUCAUCUGUUUUUAUAAGUCUUGUGUCUUUUUAUUCUACUAUGCAAUAUAUCUGGCUUCUAUUUUCAUGAAAUUUACCUCCAAAAAGGAGGUUUAUUCUCAGGAUAAUUCAGUUUCUUACAUGAUCCUAGUGGGUUUGUGUUUUGGGGUCAAGGAGGAAAGGACCAGUGUGGCCCCAGUCAUAUACAACUCCAGAGAAUAGAAAGGUGGCUACCAAGCAAAGGAAGAGAGGAGACAUUUGUUGAGCACCUCUGUGUCAAGCAUUAUUCUAGAUACAUUAAUUUAAUUCUCUUAACACUCUGUGAUUUAGCCAUCUGCCUUACAGUUGAGGAAACUGGCUAAGAGAACUUAGGUUACAAAGCUGGUAAUUGCUGGAGCCAGGAUUUGAAUUCAACAUUUGUCUCCAGACUCCGUGCUCUUUCCACUGAACUGUACUUCAUCCAUUGUCGAAAAUGCACCACUUAGAAUACUAAUUCCCUAACACCAAGCUGACAUAGCUGUCCCUGGUCCAUGGGGAAAUGAGAAAAAUUAGGAUAAUGUGAUGUCUUUUUCAUAAAUCUAAAUUUAUUCAUUUUAAAGGACCAUUCUUUUAUUUAACAUCAUUGCCAUGCUUGGGAUGUUUAAUAUGCCCUCUCCUCACA